This is a messenger RNA of Oldenlandia corymbosa var. corymbosa, 2407 nucleotides long. The record is from the annotation of a GenBank genome assembly. Lineage: Eukaryota; Viridiplantae; Streptophyta; Magnoliopsida; Gentianales; Rubiaceae.
UAUAUUUUCACUUUUUUUUUUUCACUAUUUGUAUUAUUGAUCAUCAAUUAAAUCUCGGCUGUUUUCGGAUUGGCGGACGUCUCUGGGAAACGGAUUUGACGAACCGGAAGAGCAAACCGGUGGGGUUACGUUUAAAUACUAAUAAAUCGAAAACCGAUAAUCCACACGUCUCCACCCGUCCACCGUCAGCCUCCUUUUCCCACUUCCAGAAUUUUCCUCAUCGUCAGUCCUUUUCAUCAUCGGGAAAUCCUUCCCGAUUCCAAAUUCCGGCAAUUACCAAAAAAACCAUCUUCUUCGCAUCUUCAAUCUCUAAUGUCUGCUACUACUAAUUUCUCACAAAACCUCAAUCUCUGGGGGGUUCUCUCUGUAUCAAAACGCAUAAUCAAUGCUCACUCGCGCCAUUUCUUAGCUCUUUCCGUUGUGUUUCUUAUCCCCCUUUCUUUCUCCUUGAUCGUUUACCCUACCCUUCAAAAUACUUUCUUUGAAUCCAAUUCGAUCGUUUCGAAACCAUCCCUUUUCAUCUCCUUAUCCUACACUGACGCCCAACCCACCAAAACCCAAUUCCUUCUUCCUCUGUUUUACGCCUUGUUUGUCCUUCUCCUAGCCCUUUUCGCUGUGGCAACAAUCACCUACAGCACUUUUCAUGGAUUUUAUGGCCGACCCGUUAAGCUUGUUUCUUCUUUCAAGUCAACCCUUUACUCGUUUUUACCCCUUUUAUCCACUUUUAUUGUCUCCCAAAUUCUCUUGGCUAGUUUCGGUGGAUUAUUAGCUUUUGUGUUGGCUUUGAUUUAUCGAAGCUUGGGUCUUGAUUUAAGUUCAGGGUCGAAAUAUUCUGUGGGAUUUUUAUUCUUGGCAGGAAUAAUUGUGGGAUUGUUUGUGAUUACCAUGCAAUUGAGUUGGACUUUAGGGUUUGUGGUAGCGGUUGUGGAGUCAAAGUGGGGAUAUGAACCGUUGAGGAGGAGUUCUUAUUUGUUGAGGGGAAUGAAUGGGGUGGCAUUGUCUAUGCUUCUCCUUUACGGGUCUGCGAUUGGGUUGUUAGCUUGGGGGUGUUCCACUUCUGUGGCUAAUGCUGGGCACGCCAGUGGAUUGAUGAGUUGGGCAUUUGUGUUGCAGACUGUUGUUAGCUCCGGUUUUAUCACCCUGCUAAUGCUUCAUAACGUGGCUGCAAAUGUGGUGUUGUAUAUGUAUUGCAAGGCAUUGCAUGGUGAGUUGGCAUUUGAGAUUGCUGAGGAGUUUGCUUGCGAGUAUGUCAGCUUGCCUUUUGAUUAUGAAAAGGUUCCUCAUGUUGUUUCCAUUGUUCAAGUGUAAUCUGGUUAGGUACUAGCGAUCUUGUUAUGUGCAACAUCACUUGGUUCUUAGUUUCAUUUGGCCCUGUGUCAGCUUAUGAAUAUGUAGGUUUAUGAUCUGUAUCAAACUUAUGAGAAAUAUGAACUGGAGACACCUGUAAAUAUGAUGAUGUUUAGACAUUUUUUCUUAGCAUAUGUUUAGUUUCUUACAGUAGUAGAUAUUACUCCUUCCUUUUUAUACUGAUUUAUUUGUUGAAACUAAGUGCAUAUGAUGUUGUUAUGACAUUUUUUUAUAGGCAAUGUUUAGCUUCAACACUUUACACACUGAUACACAUUCUAUCUGUUACACUGAUUUUCUAGGAGUUGAAUCGAGUGUAGCACCAAUACUUUUUGCUCUAAACUAUAAUCUGUAAUGCUAGCCUUUACUAGUUCUAAGCAUGUCAGUCUAUGAAAUUCAGAACAUAGCAUUUUGUCCCCAAGUAGAUCACUAGAAACCUGAUCCUUUGGGGUGGGUAUUAAACUGGCUGUUGAAAUUAUGUGAUAGCAUUUUGGCAUUGUAAUAUGUUGUCAUUGGAUUGUAUCUGAGAGUUUCAUGUGGGAAGAGAUCCUGUGUCGCAUAAUUUGUGUUGUGAACCUUUUGCUAUCUCUUUCCUGUUGUCUAUAAGAAUUUGUUUGUUUUUAGUGUUCCUCACGAAGGGAUGGUGGACAACGCACAGAGAUCAGAGAUCAUUUCUUUUGUUCCUGUACGGGAAAAAUUUUCUGGAUACCUGAAUAAUCUACACUGUUGUAGCUUUGAGAGCUUAGUGCUUUUAAAGUGAUUUUUAUCUGAUAGGAGUAAAUGACAAUCAUCUUGAAGUUUAAAUCAUUGAUUUGUUUUGAGUUAGUGUGACUGAGUUAGAAAUUUUAAGAAGCUUUUAUGUCUCAUUGAUGCAAUUUGAAUUCCUGUAUUGCAUUCUAGUGCCUUUGUCGUUUUCCUAAAACGAACUGUUGCAGUAUUUAUUUUUUGCAAGCUUCUUGAGUUGUCUGGUGGAAACGCAUAGUGCUUGGUAGGUUGUUUGAUGGAAUAUGUUAUUCCCCUGAUUUUGUGUUUGGUAAUAACUCAUAUAUUAUAUCUGUUUCCC